CAUGCAGGAUUUCCUGUACCGUCAUUUGAAAACAGCGUUACCACGGCUCUAGUCAGCUGAACUUGGCAGGGGAGGCAGCCUUAAUGAGGUGAUAUGUGAAGGUCUCCUGAGUUUAGUUUGACUUGUUCAUGGCAAGCCAAGCCUGGCUGGAGUCCUCUCUGCGGCGCUCUGCCAGUCUGGGCCUGGAGGUGCUGGAGCGGGCCUCCAGGCGGAGUGUGGACUGGACAAGCACUGGAGCAUCCCAGACCUCCACUGCUACAGAAGAGGACGCACAAAUCCCAGUCAAGGACGCACACAUAGAGCUCGAUGAUGUCUUUGCAGCCAUCGCAGGGCUUAUGGUACAGACGACCUAUCAGUGCAAGAAGUUUUAUGGGUCUGGAUGUUGCACCGAGCCCACUGAAACUGAAAGGAGCCAUGUGUGCCGGUUCCACACACGGCAGGCUGCUGGGUCAACAAAACCUGCACUGUCAACCAGAAAACAUCAAAAGGCCCCACACAGCAAGGCUCCUGAGCCUGCAGCCGAUGAAGAUUUCUACAUCGAGGUUUCUCCAGGGACGUACGCCAUCACUGCCAGCGUGCCGGAGUCCCAGCAGCAGACGCAGCUGGUCCGCCUCAAAGCUGGAGAGAGCAUCAACCUCACCUUUAACCUCUGACGUCUCACAUGAGCAAAGCAGUCAAUAACUAAACCAAACAAAGCUAACCUAUCUGUGUGUUUAUUGCCUGUUUAUAGACAUAUUUUUGCUUCAAGAGUUUACAUUUUACUUUGCUAUCAAAGUUUUUUAAUUGCUUGAUAUAGAAGCCAUAUUUUUAUUACAUUAUACCGGAGCGUUUAUCAUGUAGAUUGUAUCAUAUAAUAAUGCACUUAACAUUUUUAUUUCCUGCACUAAAGCCACAUCAGUGUAUGAAUAAAGUAUUUUUU
Labrus mixtus (cuckoo wrasse) is the source of this 919-nucleotide messenger RNA. RefSeq names its product A kinase (PRKA) interacting protein 1 (gene akip1). Gene Ontology annotation, cellular component: nucleoplasm. Gene Ontology annotation, biological process: regulation of non-canonical NF-kappaB signal transduction. The transcript is spliced from 5 exons. NCBI's taxonomy places the organism in Eukaryota, Metazoa, Chordata, Actinopteri, Labriformes, Labridae. The record is from RefSeq and is a predicted model, not a curated record. The coding region runs from base 129 to 653 and encodes 174 amino acids.